Molecule: messenger RNA, 330 nt
Organism: Aureobasidium melanogenum CBS 110374
Lineage: Eukaryota; Fungi; Ascomycota; Dothideomycetes; Dothideales; Saccotheciaceae
Exons: 1
Biological process (GO): regulation of transcription by RNA polymerase II
Cellular component (GO): nucleus
Molecular function (GO): RNA polymerase II cis-regulatory region sequence-specific DNA binding; DNA-binding transcription factor activity, RNA polymerase II-specific
Source: RefSeq, a predicted model, not a curated record
AUGCUGCAAACUCUCGACAUUGACGCUAGCAUCGAGGACACUGGCAUCUCACCUCAGGAAGUCCAGCGCUACAUUAGCCCCCAAGAUCACUGCGAUGGCAAGUGGACUUGUCUCUUCGAUGGCUGCAACAAGAAGUUCGGCCGCAAGGAGAACAUCCGCGCCCACGUCCAGACCCAUCUUGGCGAUCGCCAAUUCAAGUGCAACCACUGCGGCAAGUGCUUCGUUAGACAACACGAUCUGAAGCGUCACGCGAAGAUUCACAGUGGUGACAAGCCUCACAAGUGCCCUUGCGGCAACGGCUUUGCCAGACAAGACGCUCUCACGCGCCAC